GGGAAGGGAAGGGAUGGGAAGCGUCUCCCCCGUCUGCUCUACAGGCUCUGAAUGGACGCGCUUCCCAAGUGUCUUUGUGCGCCACCGAAGCUCUUUCGCACUCGAAAAUAGACACAAAAGCAGGAACGGCGCGAGGCCCUGCGGUGGGAACGUGCCGCGUCCGCGCGCCACCACUUCCCUCCGAUUCGCGUCGGAGCUGCGCUCGCGUCUGUCUGGAUACUUUUUGCGAAGAUCAUCAUAGCAACGCGACGCUCGCUGCGUCGCUCCGCCAAUGUAAAUUAUACAACAAGAUCCAAAGAAUCGUCAAGCGACCCGCAGCCUUUUAUUUCCUCUUUAUUUCUAAAAUGUAUCUUUUAUUUAUUUAUUUUAUGGGCGCAAGCAGUAGUAGCGUGCGGUUAUUGUGUCGGCUGUGUAUAAUAAUUAAUAAUAGUACGGGCGCCGUGGGUGUAAAUACACUGCACACCGGACCGGUUACGGUGUAAAGUGAGAGUAGGGACUGGGAGCCGCUAGUGUGUGUGUGUUUUGCCUCCGGUGUCGGGUGUCGGGCGUCGGAGGAGCUGCUCAGGAGUGUUGCUGUCGGGGACAAAAGGGACCGGGCGGAAAAAAUGGGCAUCCUCGGCGCGCUCCUCAUCGCAACUCUCCUACUUGGUGCCACUUCAGCCAAACGUGUCGUGACUAUUCAGAGUGGGCCGUUGGUGCGCACUCAGGGCUCUCACAUCACCAUCUGGUGCAAUGUGACGGGCUACAAAGAAGGUGUGGAGCAGGACUUCGAGUGGUCGAUGUACUUGCACUCGGCCCCUGAUCGCGAGAUCCGGAUCAUUAGCACCAUCCAGCCCAACUACGCCUAUGCCGUGUUUGCCCAACGUGUAAACAGCAAGGAGAUCUACGUGGAACGCUUGGGACGGGAUGCGGCCGUGCUGCACGUCACCAAGCUGGAGACCAAGGACCAGGGCCAAUUUGAGUGUUACACCCCCAACACAGAUGGAGAGUACCUGGGUUCAUACAGCGCUAAGACCAACCUCACUGUCAUUCCUGACACCCUGAGCGUGACAUCGGUGGCACAGAGCCUGAACAAGGUGGAGGGUGACAUGCUACAGCUGACCUGUGAGGUGACCAGGCAAACUUACCAGCACAGCCAUCUCUCUGUGGGAUGGUUCCUCCGCUCCCCAGACCACAGCAUACCUCCCCAGGACAUGGUCACCCUCUCCAGGGAUUUUGUGCUUCACGCAGGCGGGCCCUACAAGCAGCGAUUCGCCUCCGGAGACGUGCGCCUAGAUAAGACCAGCAGUACAGCCUACAGGAUGACCAUCUACAGGUUGCUGCCAGCAGACCAAGGCCUGCUCUACUGCGAGGCGGCCGAGUGGAUCCAAGACCCCGACCAGUCUUGGUACCCCAUGACUCGGAAGCAGUCGGAAAAGACCAGCCUAAAAGUCCAGCACGCAGAUAAGGACUUCAGCAUUCAGGUGACCACAGAGCGUCGGGCCUACACAGUAGGGGAGCCCUUCGAGCUUCGCUGCACUCUUGAUGCCCAGAACAUCUUGGAUAGAUACUUCUCGGUGUCAUGGGUGUUCAGCAGCUCACCUGUGGCUGUUGUGGGACCCAGUGCAGUGCCCGUGUUGGGUAGCAACUAUGUGGAACGUGAAGCCUCGGGGCAGAUGACCAUCCGCAAGGAAAGCCCCUCUGUCUUUCUGCUGAAGCUGCAGCACCUUCGACAACACGAUGCAGGGAAAUACAUCUGCAGGGUCACAGAGAGGGAAAAAACGCCGUCUGGAGAUUUUGUCGAUCGAACCAAGAGGUCCCGUAAUGUCCAGAUCUCUGUCCAGCCAAUAAGAAGCAACAUGACUGUUUUCUUGGCCAGUAACUCAACAGAGGUGCUGGAAGGAGAGCCAGUUCAGCUGACCUGUUCUCUAAGGGCCCUAUCAGACAAGGCCAGCAGUGUGUCAGUUUUAUGGCAGUGGACGGGCAAGGGGUCCCUGGCACCACAAGAACUGGCAUCUGUGAACCGUGAAGGGAUGGUGAAGCCUGGUCCGUCCUACCGUGAACGCAGCAGUUAUGGAGAAAUCCGUGCAGAGCGGCUUCGCACCGACACCUUCAUACUCUACAUGUACAACUCCUUGCCCAGUGAUGAGGGCCAGUACAAGUGUGUAGCCACAGAGUGGAUCCAGAUGUAUAACUAUACUUGGGAGAAUAUUGGAGAAAAAUCAGCUUCCAGGUCCAUCACCAUCAAAACAGUUGAAUCGUCGUUCUUUGUAUCGGCAUCCUCACGGACACCGAGCAUCACUUACGGCGACUCCUUUGACCUGCAGUGCAUCGUAAAGCCUCGCUACAACCCACGCAUCCCUGUUACAGUAACCUGGCGCUUCCAGCCAUCUGAUGGCGCCAAUGGAGAGUUUCGUGACCUGGUCACCUUCACCCACGAUGCAGCGCUGCAGUGGGGUGACCAGCCACUGAGCCUUGGAACCCGCGCUACCAUUGAAAAGUCUGCCACAAAUACCAACUUCAAACUCGGCGUGAGCCGAGCAGGACAGCAUGAGUCCGGGACCUUUCAGUGCAAAGCGGAACUGUGGAGAAAGAACUACGACAGCACUUGGACCAAAAUAGCGAACCGUUCCUCAAAUUUGCUUGGCAUCAACGUGUUUAAACCAGUGAGCAAGCUCCGGGUCCAGCAGUCAAACCAGAGUUUGUGGUUCGUGGAGAACAGCCGUGUGUGGGUCAACUGUUCCAUUACGUCCCAAACCAGCUCAGAUUCCCAACACACAGUCUUGUGGUAUGCCCGCAAAAGUGGUGAACCCAGCACUGCACCUGAGCUACUGCUGAAGAUGAAUCACAAUUCAGCUUUUGAGUAUGGCACCUAUGCAGAGGAAGAACGCCUUAAGAGCCGUGUGCAAUCUGAGCGCCUCUCUCCUCAGCUCUACACGUUAACUAUCCACCGAGCUGAAACCAGCGACACUGGGACCUACUUCUGCGUGGUGGAAGAAUGGUUGCUGGAUCCUUAUGGUGCUUGGUACCAGCUGGCCAAGGAGUCUUCUGGAUUCACCAAGGUGGUGGUGAGACAGCCAGAGAUUCAUCUUCAAGUGGAGGAGACUGAGUCAAACAUUACAGUAGAAGAGACGGGGUCCAUUCGGUUGGGUUGUAGCAUCUUGUCCCAGUCAACGAAGGACUCGCACUUCUCCGUAUCCUGGUAUGUGGUUCGGUCUGCCCAGGGGGAGGAAGCCGAGGCAGACUGCGUAUUCUCCAUCGGGCAUGAUGCCAUCUUUGGAAAUGAAAACUGCAGUCCCGCCGAGGCUCUUGAGCUGGACUCGCGUUUACAGUUUGAGAGGACAACCUCUGACCACUACAGCCUGACCAUCCAAAGGGUUCGGCCUGCGGACAGCGGGAACUACUAUUGCCAUGUGGAGGAGUGGCUGCUCAAUCCCAGGAAUGUCUGGUACCGUUUGGCCACAAACAACUCUGGAGUCACUGUAGUCAAUGUGCUUGAGCAGGUGUCUACACUCCAAUCUGUUGUCUGCUCCAUUGACUCCCUCUUUUACUUUGUAUUCUUUUAUCCUUUCCCAAUUUUUGGCAUCCUCCUUAUGACUGUUCUGUUGGUGCGUUACAAGGCCCGAAGCCUCAGCAGAAGCCAGGAAGGCAAGAAUGGUGCACCACUGCUCUGGAUCAAAGAGCCCCACAUCAAUUAUUCUCCAACCUGCUUGGACCCCCCAACCUUGAGCCUCCAUCCUGGUUCAGUAGAGUAAGAGCACUGCAGACCCCUUGUCCACAAACCCUUACCUCGAUGAAGAGGAACAAACAACCAGGAAAAUUUUGGAGCUUAUUUAAUGCCUGACCUGGUCUGUCAGCUCUCUGUCAAAGUCUCCAAAGUGUCCACUUUUCUACUACUUUUUUCUGGAGCAGGUCCACUGGGCUGUUUUUCAGAGGAGUUUCAUCUUCAAAAAAUUAAAUUUAUUCUGUAUGUUUUAUUGAUUGUUCACCAGAUAGAACCAUAUACAGUACAUCUUAUUUUGUUGAGUACUUGGACCCACCGGGCUGUCUCUUUUUCUUUCAGUCAUUAGAAUAAAAGGCUAAAAUUUGACCAAACUAAUACAAAUUAACUGCACAGUCUUCUGAAAUGUCAGAUUUCAUGUUAGCAUGAAGACAGGUCUUUUGGAUACUUUUCCAUUCUUUCAUGUUUUGAAUGUAUGGGUUGUUUUUCAGCGGUAUAAUACAUGCCAUUCUGGUGUUUGUUUAUACACAGAGUGUAGCUUAAUUCUGAAAAAUCCCAGAAGAAAUUAUGGAACUGAUGAUAUCUGAAUACAGAAGAGUGCCAUCACAUAAAAACCAUUCAAAAACAGAAAUGGCUAUGGACUGCAAACAACUAAGACUACAAGUAAGAGUGAUACUAAGUGAUAUUGUUUCUUGGAAUGAGGUGAUUCUGUUUAGAGGCCUCAUCUCUGGACACUGGCAUGACAGUGGGCUCAAUCCUGGAUAGUUCUCAGUACCAAAGAGCCAUGAACACAUGGUGGGAACAGCUUCAGUUUGUGUCUUCAGCACCGGUAACAUCUGUCAGGCUCGAUGCGGGAUGGGGUGUCAGUUGUUUCUGAAUUGCCAUAAAUACACUGGAAAAUAUGGACAUGAACAUUACUUGACCUCAGUUGUGCCAUUUCAGAACAAGAAGCAAUAUUUGCAUAAAGAACAGAUACAACAUUUUCUCACGAGAAAAGACUUUUUGGCGUUUUAGUGAUUAACUCACCAUUUUGGGAAAAUAUAAGAUGAUUGAUUAAUUAUGGAGAACCAAACAUUUUAAUUUUGUAAUCCUGUAACACCUCACUUCACCGUUGCGAGACGGAUACAAAUAUGUAAAAGGUUAAAAGGUGGGUGAGGUCUGCUGAUAACGUUACCGAUUACCUGAUUUCCGUAACAGUCUAAAACCAAAAUGUCUGGGUGAUGGAACGGAUGCUUCACAUCUGUCUGAAUCCUGCACUGUAUCUUCAUCUACAGCUAUGGAGAGUAGAGAAACGUGUUUUAAUUGUUACUCAACACAGAUUCCUAUUUUUGCUGCCGAAUUGAAGUGUGCACUCUUAUGCCCUUACAACAUUCUACAGUAGUUGUAAAUCUUUUCAAAGAACAUUUUAGUGCCAAGAAUGUUUUUAUCGUCAGUCUUGCAGAAAUGUAGUGCCUGAUCAUUGCCAGAGAGGUAGGAGAAGAACAAAAUCAAACAGAUGUGUGCACAGAACAUAAUUCUUCAGGGGUGGUAUUGGCUCCAAAUUCAUUGAGUAAUCUUUUGGACAUGGUGCCCCUGGCUACAGUAUGUCCAUUAUUCCCUGCGAAGACCUAUAUGCUGCAUUUGAAUGAAAAUAAGAUCUUUAAAAAAAUAUAGCAACAAAGCUUGCCUAUUCUUUCCGUUCCACAGCAUCCGGGUAUUGACACCGACGUCCCGCCACUCUGUUCUGUUUUCGUGGACUUUACUGCCAUCUAUCGGCUGCACGGGUAAACACAGGUCGCGAUAACUUCGCCACAAUCAAAAUUGUGAAAAAAUGAAGCACGUGCAAUUUAAAAUAAAUACAUUGAAGAAGGAAAAAAAUAGCACCUUCAAAAGUUUAUAAUCCUAAAAAUGUAUAAUUUGUAACCCUAAGAGCCAGUCCUGUUUUUAAAUCCUGGAUUGAUUGGUGUUCUAUUUGAAAUUUCAAUAUACUAUUCAACAGUUUCAUUCGUUGUGUGCAUUUCAAAGACAAACAAAUGACUGGAUGGUGGACACCAAUUUUAUGACACAAAGUAACUGAAAACAUUGCAGGUUUACCGCUAAAUCUGCAUCCAGCUGGGUGGAGCAAAGUCACGGUAGAGAUGUUGGUACCCAUCGUUAAUUUGUGCCAGAUUAUAUCUAGAGAAAAUACAGAGCGAGCUUGUACUAGUUGUACUGUAUUCACAAGCAAUGUAAGACGUAGCUUGUAUUCUUAUCUUCUUACUCUUGUCAAAAUAUGUAUUGCAUGACAAGCAGGAAAAUUUUUGAUGUUUUGUAAUUUUGCAUUAGACUCACGUAUUGUGCAGAUGGACUGCCUUAUGCAAUGUCUUGCAAGAUCAAUGCCAAUCUCUCUAUUACCUUGACAUUGCAAAAAAUCCUUUUUUGUGAAUUCCAUACCUGAAAAACUAGACAGUUAUACAAUGGCUGGUAAUGAAGAAAGAUAUUCAUAUACCUUAAGUGAUCUUGAAGACUAGGAAGUCUGUUCUGAGUCUGAGGCUGUCAUGCUGAUUUCAGUCACUUUUUUUUCUACGUUUGUUCCAAUAAGAAGUAAUGGUGCCUGGCUAUUCCCCUAACAAAUAAGCCUUGAUUCUUUCAAUGGAUUAUAUCAUCAGCUAAAUAUCUUCUCAAUCGUUAGGACAUAAUUUCAAAUGUGAAAGUCUAACAAGAAAUUUAUGGUGAUGAAACUAUAUAGGUUGACCUCCUUAACGACUCAGUCACCUAAGAGAUACCCAGCUCAGAUUGCUGUCCAGAUCUGGAUUGUUAUUCAUCAGGUGGCACCCAUUUGGAAAAAUAUCCCUCUUAGGUGCUCUCUACAUGUGACUCCAACUAAUAUAUGAGGAAAUUGGGAUUUACUUUUGAUGAAUGUAUCUGGUGAGCACUCAGCUUUUCCAUAUGGGGUCAGCUGACUCAUCAAAAUUGGAAAGUUGAAGCUGAAAAGAAGGCAAAGUUGACAAGGCUCAGAGUCAGAGGACCACAUAUCAGCUUCCUUCUGUUUUAUGAAUAUAAAUAAAUUGGAGGAAGCAGGGAAAAAGGUCAGUUGUGUCCUUGGAUAAAGUUUUUUUUUUAAAAAAAAACAAAUUUUAUUAACCUGUGUCACUGCAGUAUAGUACAGCCAAGAGUGAGAAAUGAAUUGGAUAUGUUCAAAUUCAUAAAAAUUGUGGGAAAACUAUGGUUUUGUCAGUUUGCUAAAUGGCCCAUUUUUUGUAUCUAUAAAACACAUUUAAAAUGCAUUGUUCUUUACUACAGCAAUGGGUGGUAAAGCCUGUUACACAAAGGUAAAUAACAGUCUGACUUCUACAAUUGGGGCUAUGAUUUAGUUGAUCAGAUGUAUAGAUUUUGCUGCAUUGCCAAGGAAAUAAGAGAAAUGGCAUUGGUUUUUGGUGUUACAAGAAAGCAGUCAGGUCACACUGUACAAAAUAGCAGAGAAUUGUGUUUUAGUAUUUUGAUGUGAACAGUUAAUGCUAACUUUCUCAUGGUGAUGCCAUUAUAAGAACAUUGUUUUGGAUCUGUACUGGCUGAAGAAUAGUUGUACAUUUUUGUAGUGGUGUGUUCAGUUCAGCUAGUGCUGCUUGCCUGUGGUGUGUUUUAACUAUAUUUUAAAUUCUGAACUGCUCUGAUUUCAAAGGGAAGCAUAAUAGCUAGUUAUGAUUUAUUUUGUUUCAAUGUGAUAAAUUUUGACUUUUGUUUACGGAAAUGUAGCGAUUGCUAUCAAAGGCAAGAAAA
Molecule: messenger RNA, 7438 nt
Organism: Scleropages formosus (Asian bonytongue)
Lineage: Eukaryota; Metazoa; Chordata; Actinopteri; Osteoglossiformes; Osteoglossidae
Product: immunoglobulin superfamily member 3-like
Exons: 9
Coding region: 606-3734 (1042 amino acids)
Cellular component (GO): membrane
Source: RefSeq, a predicted model, not a curated record